This is a messenger RNA of Neltuma alba, 738 nucleotides long. RefSeq lists its product as uncharacterized. The coding region runs from base 1 to 738 and encodes 245 amino acids. Lineage: Eukaryota; Viridiplantae; Streptophyta; Magnoliopsida; Fabales; Fabaceae. The transcript is spliced from 3 exons. The record is from RefSeq and is a predicted model, not a curated record.
AUGGUUUCUUACCGUUGUUUUUGGCCACCCAAUGCUGCAACCUGUAGGAGUCUCUGGACUUCUCUCAAGAAUAUCCAAAGUUCCAUCCAGCGUAAGUGGGCUGUAGUGGGGGAAUUUAAUGCAAUUUCUCAACCAGAGGAUCAUUGUGGAAGGAGCUUAUGUGGUCAUGUUAGAGUAGAUAGAUCUUUCAGAGAUUGGAUUGCUGAUAGUGGCAUGAUCGAUAUUGGUUUUAAGGGACCACAUUUUACAUCGUUUAAAUCAGAUCACUACCCGCUACUUUGCAAAUUAGAUAAUUCUCGUACUCCAGGGCAUUCUACACUGCCUUUUCACUUUUUCAUACCGUGGGUCCUGGAUGAUGUGUUUUCGGCACUUGUACAUGAGAAAUGGGUAGUGGGAAAUGAUUGUUUAUUAGAAAGGCUUGAGAAAAUUCAAAGGGAGCUUUGGUUUGAUCUUAAGAAGAUUCUAUCACAAGAGGAGGCGAUGUGGCUUCAAUAUUCACGAUCUUCUUUGCACGCCAACGGGGAUCACAAUACUCACUUCUUCUAUGUGAUGGCUAAUGGUAGGAAGAGAUGGAAUAGAAUUAAGGCUCUUAAACUUCAAUCAGAGGAAUGGCCAUACAACUCGCAUGAGAUCAUAGCUAUGGGUAGUAAAUUUUUUGAAGACCUCUACACGGAGACCAGGGCAGACUAUCGCCCUCUCUCCUACGGGUUCACCUACCCUCCUAUUGAUGCUAGAUAG